GAGUAGGUCACACAUUAAGUGUCAAUUCAAGUGUGAUAUGUUACUCAAUAAUAUGUGUGAGUGCUUCAAUGACACAAUUCUUGAAGCUAGAACCAAGGGCAUAAUUAGCAUGAAUGAAAUGAUUAGAACACAAUUUAUGGCAAGAAUCCAAAAAAGAAGAGAUGUAAUGAGACAAUGCAAAACAGAACAGUGCCCUAACAUUUUGAAGAAGUUGGAAAAAUCCAAACAACUUACUUGGUCAUGUAAAACAACUUGGAAUGGUGGGGAUAAAUACCAAGUUGUGUGUAGAGAGGGUCAGUUCAUUGUUGAUUGUGAUGCACAAACUUGCACUUGUAGGAAAUGGCAGUUAACGGGUAUCCCAUGUCCUCAUGCAAUUUCAUCUCUAUAUUACAAUAAAAAAAGACCCGAGGAUUACCUAGAUGAGCAGUAUAAUAUUACCACUUACCUAGCAACUUAUGAACACAUCCUCCACCCAACACAAAGCUCUAACUGUUGGCCCAAAAGUCCACAAGGCCCCAUGAUUCCACCUGAACCAGCAAACAAAAACAGGGGUAGGAAACCUAUGCUAAGGAGGAAAGACCCACUUGAAGAAGACACUGGAUUUACAAAGGGGAAAGUCUGCAGGAAGAAAGUGACAAUCAAAUGCAGUAUUUGUGGGGUUGCAGGCCACAACAAGAGAUUCCAUGGACUACAAAACAAUACUCAAACUGGGAGACAAUUUGCUAUGAGCAUCUUUGGGGAUAGUCAAAAUUGUUUUAAAAAUGCAUUUGUAAUUUCUUAACUGCUAAUGAUAACCCAUUUAAUUUUGCUAGUGUGGUAGCACUAAGGAGGACCCCAUGGAGACCAUUGAUCCUCAGGUCCUUCAGGAGCAUAUUGUUGAGGUAUAUACGUGGGGUGAGUUUUUUAAUUUAUUAGAAACUAAUUCCAUUGUAAAUACUAGGCUGAAGUAAUGAGGGACAGCCAUGCAAGUGGGGAUAAUGCAGAUGGAAUUACACCUGGGAAUGAAGAACAACUAUCACAGGUUUUUUUUCUAACUUAGAAAAUGUGAAUACUGUAAGCUUUAGCUUAUAUUAACUUUGUCUGUGUUAAGGUAAUUGACAUACCUGUCGAGAGUCAUGUGGGAAUAC
This is a messenger RNA of Dioscorea cayenensis subsp. rotundata (Guinea yam), 1127 nucleotides long. RefSeq lists its product as uncharacterized. Lineage: Eukaryota; Viridiplantae; Streptophyta; Magnoliopsida; Dioscoreales; Dioscoreaceae. The record is from RefSeq and is a predicted model, not a curated record. The transcript is spliced from 2 exons. Gene Ontology annotation, molecular function: zinc ion binding. The coding region runs from base 38 to 781 and encodes 247 amino acids.